AUGGCCACGUCCGCUUUGGAAGACAUAAGAAUUGAAGACAUUCCCGUCGAUGACGUCGACUUCUCUGAUUUAGAGAAAAAGUACGAGGUUGAAUCACCAGUCAACUUCGACAAUUUUGUUGUUGUUGAUGGUGCCCCGGUAGCUCCAGAAUCUAAAGUCCCAGUGCUUACAAAAGUUCUGACCAAGUUAUUUUCGCAAGCUGGCUCGGUGGUGGACAUUAAUUUGCCUUUGGAUGAAGAAAAGAAGACCACUAAGGGCUAUCUGUUCGUUGAGUUUGAUUCACCAGCUUCAGCUAGAAAGGCAAUCAAGCUGUUGAACGGCAAGAAGCUGGAUGUUAAGCAUAGACUUUUUGUUAACAGCUUGACCGACGUCGAGAAGUUUGGAACAGAGGAUUUUGACACUGAGUUCCAUGAACCAAAAUUGCCAGAGUUCCAAAAGACAGAUUAUUUGCAAUCGUGGUUGCAGGAUGAACAAGGAAGAGACCAGUUUGUGCUACAGAAGGGCGAAUUAACUGGUGUUUUCUGGAACAGAAACACUCAGCAACCCGAAAAUGCCGUGGAGCCUAGAACAAACUGGUCUAACACCACAGUCAAAUUCUCUCCAAAGGGUACUUACUUGUUCUCUUUCCACAACCAAGGUGUCGCCUCGUGGGGUGGUAGGAAUUUUGAGCGUUUAAGGAGAUUUUUCCAUCCUCAGGCUAAAGCUUUGGCUAUUUCUCCAACCGAAAAGUACCUUGUGACUUUGUCACCAGAGCCCAUUGUUGUUCCAGAAGACGCUCCCGAAGACUUCCCAUUCGGCCCUGAGUCAAACGGCCAUCAGCUAUGUGUUUGGGAUAUUGCUACUGGUCUUUCUGUCAAGACUUUCGCACUCCCUCCAAACCAGAGAUUGCACUGGCCUAUGAUAAAAUGGUCCUUUGACGAUAAGUACUGUGCACGUCUAGGGCCAAACGCUCUUGCCGUUUAUGAUGCCGAAAACAACUUCGAGCUACUGGGCGGGAGAAUUAUGAAGAUUGAAGGUAUCCAAGACUUCUCGUUCGCCCCCGCAGGCGCCAAGCUCGCCGUCAACAGAAAUGGCGAGCUCUCUUCCGUCUUGGCUUUCUGGACUCCGGAAUCGAAUAACCAGUCUUGUAAGGCUACCGUUAUGGAGAUCCCCACUAGAAGAGUUUUGAGGACUGUCAACUUGGUCCAGGUCUCCGACGUGACUUUGCACUGGCAAAACCAAGCCGAAUACUUGUGUGUAAAGGUGGACCGUCAUACCAAGUCUAAAAAGACUUUCUUUUCCAACUUGGAAAUCUGCAAGCUUACUGAGAAGGACGUCCCCGUCGAGAAGGUUGAAAUGAAGGAUCUUGCCGUCAGAUUUGCUUGGGAACCAAAGGGCCACAGAUUUGUUACAAUCUCCACAACUGAGACCGCUGACGACAACCCAUCCAUUCCAAAGAACGUUGUUACCUUCUUCGCACCCGAACAAAAAGAGAAAACCAAUGUUGCAGUCAAGGCUGAACCUAAGAAAUGGAAGGCAUUUGCCUCCGUGCCUGGUAAAUUUUCUAACACCAUUUCAUGGUCUCCUGCCGGUAGAUUUGUUGUUGUUGCAACCCUAGUUACUCCAGACACAAGAAAAGCUGACUUCGACUUCUACGACUUCGACUUCACUGGUGAUAAGAAUGACAACGACAGUGAUGAUGUUGCGGCGAACCUAAAGGCCGUCGCCCAUCCUGAAUUUUACAGUGCCACUGAUAUGCAAUGGGACCCAUCAGGGAGAUUUGUUGCUGUCUGGUCCUCUGCCGUGAAACACAAGCUCGAAAACGGUUACAAGGUUUUCAACGUUGCAGGCGAAUGUGUUAGAGAGGAAAUGAUCGAGGCUUUUAAGAACUUUGUUUGGAGACCAAGACCUGAAUCUCUACUGACCAACGGUGAGAAAAAGAAGGUGAGAAAGAACCUGAGAGAAUGGUCUGCCCAGUUCGAGGAGCUGGAUGCCAUGCAAGCGGAUAGUGCUAUGAGAGAAUUGAUCUUGUCUCGCCGUUCGAUGUUGGAAGGCUGGACCCAAUACAGACAAGACAGAGCCGCGCUCAUGGAGGAGGAGUACAACUACAAGGUAUUCGAUCAAGUCGAGCACUCUACCGCCGACGAAGAUUACGAAGUGGUCGAAGAAAUCAAGGAGGAGAUUUUGGAAGAAAAGGAGGAGGAGGUCACUUCCUUCGAAGAGCCUACAAGUUCCGAAUAA
Molecule: messenger RNA, 2220 nt
Organism: Lachancea thermotolerans CBS 6340
Lineage: Eukaryota; Fungi; Ascomycota; Saccharomycetes; Saccharomycetales; Saccharomycetaceae
Gene: PRT1
Product: translation initiation factor eIF3 core subunit b
Exons: 1
Coding region: 1-2220 (739 amino acids)
Biological process (GO): translational initiation
Cellular component (GO): eukaryotic translation initiation factor 3 complex
Molecular function (GO): translation initiation factor activity; translation initiation factor binding; RNA binding
Source: RefSeq, a predicted model, not a curated record